Messenger RNA from Eruca vesicaria subsp. sativa (arugula), 696 nucleotides. The record is from the annotation of a GenBank genome assembly. Lineage: Eukaryota; Viridiplantae; Streptophyta; Magnoliopsida; Brassicales; Brassicaceae.
AUGGCGUCUCGGAGAGUCUUAUCAUCACUUCUCCGUUCAUCUUCCGCCAGAUCUGCCGCCAGAUUCACCACCCGAAACUCUCGACUCUCGUCCCCUUCCCCCGCACGAUGCGCUGCUCCAUUCGGUAACCUCCUAGGACGCGUGGCCGAGUAUUCAACCUCUUCACCCGCUGCUCCAUCGUCUCCUCCAGCUAAGGAUGAGGCCAAGAAGACUUAUGAUUACGGAGGUAAAGGCGCGAUCGGGAAGGUUUGUCAAGUCAUUGGUGCUAUUGUGGAUGUGAGAUUUGAAGAUCAGGAAGGUUUGCCUCCGAUCAUGACUUCUCUCGAGGUUCAGGAUCAUCCCACGAGAUUGGUGCUUGAGGUGUCACAUCACUUGGGUCAGAAUGUUGUGAGGACUAUUGCUAUGGAUGGUACUGAGGGGCUUGUUCGUGGGAGACGUGUUCUCAACACUGGUGCUCCAAUCACUGUGCCUGUUGGAAGAGCAACACUUGGACGUAUCAUGAAUGUUCUUGGAGAGCCUAUUGACGAAAGAGGCGAAAUUAAAACCGAACACUACCUACCUAUUCACAGAGAUGCGCCGGCUUUGGUUGAUCUAGCCACCGGGCAAGAGAUCCUUGCCACUGGAAUUAAGGUAGAUUAUUGUCUCGCGUUCUUUCAAUAUGUUAUAUGUUUGGUUGUCGUUAGUCUUCCAAGCUAA